GUCAUGUCCUUCCAUCUCGACAAUGUCUUCAUCUACAGAGAUCAGAUUCGCGAAAACGUCCUUGUGAAGCAGUAUUACUGCGACAUCGACAUUGCGCAUCUCAUCUCCUACGACGAGGAGCUCGCACACAACCUCACGACCGACCCAGCCGAAAUCAUACCCUUAUUCGAAGCAGCCCUAAAAACAUGCACACAACAGAUCGUCUACCCCUCUCAAAGGAACAUCAAGCUCCCACAACACCAACUCCUCCUCCACUCAGCCGCCUCUGAACUCUCCAUUCGCGACCUCAAUGCUAACAAUGUCUCACAUCUUGUUCGCAUUCCUGGGAUCGUUAUUGGCGCUUCAACUCUUUCCUCCAAAUCUACGGCGCUUGCGAUUCAGUGCCGAAACUGCCAACAUGAGGAAGUCUUGCCUGUGUCUGGCGGAUUCUCGGGCGUUUCCCUCCCUCGAACAUGUGGAAGAGUCAGGACGGAGGGCGACAAUGCGGACAAGUGCCCACUGGACCCAUAUUACGUUAUGCAUGAGAAAUGCCAAUUCAUCGACCAACAGGUCCUCAAGCUGCAGGAAGCGCCAGACCAGGUCCCCGUCGGCGAAUUGCCGCGUCAUAUUAUGAUCUCAGCGGAUCGAUAUCUCACCAAUCGUGUCGUUCCUGGAUCGCGAUGCACCGUUAUGGGUGUAUUUUCCAUUUACCAGCAGAAAGGGUCCAAGAGGUCUCAGAACGCCGCAGUCGCUAUCCGAAACCCGUACAUUCGGGCAGUCGGUAUUCACGCCGAGGUCGACCACACAAUGAAAGGCAAUGCUAUCUUUACGGAAGAAGAAGAGCAGGAGUUCUUGGAACUCAGCAGGAGGCCCGACCUGUACGAGACGUUUGCUAACUGUAUUGCGCCCUCGAUCUAUGGAAACAAGGAUAUCAAGAAAGCAAUCGCAUGUCUAUUGAUGGGUGGUUCUAAGAAAAUCCUGCCUGAUGGAAUGAAGCUCCGCGGAGACAUCAAUGUGCUCCUGCUCGGAGAUCCUGGUACUGCGAAGUCCCAGCUUCUUAAGUUCGUCGAGAAAGUCUCCCCGAUCGCCAUCUACACGUCUGGAAAAGGAUCAUCAGCAGCCGGUCUUACAGCCUCUGUGCAGCGCGAUCAUACCACACGCGAAUUCUAUCUCGAGGGUGGAGCCAUGGUUCUCGCAGAUGGCGGAGUGGUUUGUAUCGACGAAUUCGACAAGAUGCGAGACGAAGACCGCGUCGCUAUCCACGAAGCCAUGGAACAGCAAACCAUCUCCAUCGCGAAAGCAGGCAUCACUACGAUUCUCAACUCCCGAACUUCCGUCCUAGCAGCCGCAAAUCCGAUCUUUGGUCGCUAUGACGAUAUGAAGACCCCUGGAGAGAACAUCGACUUCCAGACUACCAUCCUGUCCCGUUUCGACAUGAUCUUCAUCGUGCGAGACGAGCAUGAUCGUGGCCGUGAUGAGCGUAUCGCCAAGCACGUUAUGGGCAUUGCUAUGGGAGGACGGGGGGUGGAAGAACAAGUCCAAGCCGAAAUAUCCAUCGAGAAAAUGAAGCGCUACAUCACGUACUGCCGGCAGAGAUGCGCCCCUCGUCUCGCGCCUGAAGCUGCUGAAAAGCUCUCUUCACACUUCGUCUCUAUUCGUCGACAAGUUCAUGCUUCAGAAAUGAACGCCAAUGCCCGAUCUUCUAUUCCCAUCACUGUUCGUCAACUAGAAGCUAUCAUUCGUAUCACUGAAUCCCUCGCAAAACUCUCUCUUUCUCCUGUAGCGGACGAAUCACAUGUCGAUGAAGCAAUUCGCCUCUUCCUUGCUUCGACUAUGGAUGCAGUGAACCAGGGCGGAGGCCAGAACUCAAAAGAACUUAUGGAGGAGGUCAAUAAGGUCGAAGAAGAGUUGCGUCGUAGGAUGCCGAUCGGAUGGCAGGUCAAUUUAUCGACGCUGAAGAGGGAGAUGGUGGAUGGAAAGGGGUAUAGUGAGCAGGCGUUGAGUAGAGCGUUGCAUGUCAUGGCCGCGAGAGAGACGAUUAGGUGGAGGCAUGGCGGAAGUGUGGUAUUUAGGAGUAGUGUAUGAUGAUCUAGGAGAUUUGUGAAUGAACGGUGGGGAUUUUGUGAAGGCGUUCGGUGUUUGUUUUUGGUUUGGUGCAUUUGGUGGAGGACUGGGGGUUAGAGGAGGCAGGCAGGGCAUGGCCCCUGGCAACCGGAGCAUUGUGGCAGUCAUUGGAUUCACGUAAGCUAUGUCAUG
Lindgomyces ingoldianus is the source of this 2235-nucleotide messenger RNA. RefSeq names its product DNA replication licensing factor mcm5. The record is from RefSeq and is a predicted model, not a curated record. Lineage: Eukaryota; Fungi; Ascomycota; Dothideomycetes; Pleosporales; Lindgomycetaceae. The coding region runs from base 4 to 2064 and encodes 686 amino acids. Gene Ontology annotation, biological process: double-strand break repair via break-induced replication; DNA replication; DNA replication initiation. The transcript is spliced from 3 exons. Gene Ontology annotation, molecular function: ATP binding; DNA replication origin binding; single-stranded DNA binding. Gene Ontology annotation, cellular component: MCM complex; nucleus.